AUGGCUGCUUGCUUACCUACCAAAUUUUUUGAAGUUUUGCGUUCUAUUAGAGAAGAGCAUAAAAAGAAAGAUAAACCAGAGUACAUGAUGGAGGAAUCGACUUAUGGACAGGGGUAUUAUGAUGUGCAAGGUUUAUCUUUUACAGCAAAAGGGUUGGUAAUAGAGUUUCAAUCAAUAUUAAUCAGCUGGAUGGUAGUUGACUUUUUGAACAAUCAGUUCUUCGGAAAAAUUCCUAAAAAGCUUCAUUCACUUAUCGUCCUAAACCUUUCUCAUAACUGCUUAACAGGUCCCAUCCCAUCAUCAUUAGGUCAUUUAACAGAGCUUGAAUCAUUAGAUCUCUCAUCAAACAAGCUCCAAGGGAGAAUUCCAACAGAGUUAACAAAUCUUGGAUUCUUAGAGGUGUUAAACCUUUCUCAGAAUAAUCUCAAAGGACACAUUCCUCAAGGCAAACAAUUUGACACUUUCACCAGUGAUUCCUAUACGGGAAAUUUGGGUUUAUGCGGUUUGCCAUUAUCAAAAAGCUGUGAUAAUGAUGGGAAAACUCCUGCCAGAUUCGAUAGUGAUGAUGAUGAUGAUGAAAUGAAUUGGAAAUUUUCUAUAUUGAUGGGGUACGGAUGUGGGUUGGUGUUGGGAUUGAGCAUGGGAUACAUUGUAUUCACAACUGAAAAACCAUGGUGGUUGAUUAAGAUCGUGGAGCGAAUUCAACAAAGAUUUUCAAAAAGGUAG
Messenger RNA from Gossypium arboreum, 726 nucleotides. Its product is annotated as putative receptor like protein 25. Bases 1 to 726 code for a protein of 241 amino acids. Gene Ontology annotation, molecular function: protein binding. The record is from RefSeq and is a predicted model, not a curated record. Lineage: Eukaryota; Viridiplantae; Streptophyta; Magnoliopsida; Malvales; Malvaceae. The transcript has a single exon.